AUGUCUUCUGAAUUCAACUAUCGAGCAUUUUCUGUCACUUCAGUUGGAUUUAUUGCUUCAAUUUUUAUUGUGGUUCUCAAUAUUCGACUUCUAUGGAAAUUUCAAAACUCUCUCAUGAAAAACAAACCUGAAUAUCACUUAUUCAAAAUUAGAUUCAUAGUUGAUAUAUGUUAUUCUUUGACAGUUAGUAUAUACUACUUUUCAUUAAUUGUGUCUUAUAUCUCUCCUUUCAUUCUUUUCCAAUAUAAAUCACUGUUUAUUGCAACGUUAUUAUCCUCAAACGUUGUCUCAACCAGGUUUUUCUUGGGAGCUUUAAUUUCAAUUGAGCGGCUCAUUGCUGUAUUUUUACCUGUCAAAUUCCAUAAUAAUCGACAGAAAAUAUCAAUUUUCACAUUUUUUAUUAUGUUAGUAUUGUGGGGAAUGCUGGAAGAUGUUAUGUAUUUUUGGGUUUGCAAUAUUUCUCCAUUUGAAAAAACUUGCUCAAUUUUGGGGUGCACUUGGAAUGAUUGUUUUUUGCAAUACUGGACUGGAAACAAACUUAUAAUUGGUUUAUUUACAUGCAUGAGUUCUUUGAUUCUAUUCGUAAAACUUUUAUCACUGAAAAAAGCAAUGAAUCUGAAUAAUGAUCUGUCAAAAACGAAUUACUUAUGCAUCGGCGACGCGUGCCUAACUCUUAUAUUUGACUUUUCACCUUUUCUGGUGACACUCAUUUUCAAAACUCAACUUUUGUCAGCAGACAUCUAUGGGCCAUACAAUGCUACUGCGAAAAGUCUUGCAUGUUUUAUUGAUGCUGUAAUUGCAGCUAUCGUGUUGAAAAUACCAUCAAAAAUAAAUUCUAUAAAGAGUGUAAAUCCGCGUAGUGGAAUCACUUCCGACCGACAUGGAUCAAGCCGAACUCAAUUUUAA
Molecule: messenger RNA, 906 nt
Organism: Caenorhabditis elegans
Lineage: Eukaryota; Metazoa; Nematoda; Chromadorea; Rhabditida; Rhabditidae
Gene: srbc-43
Product: Serpentine Receptor, class BC (Class B-like)
Exons: 5
Coding region: 1-906 (301 amino acids)
Source: RefSeq, marked reviewed